GAUGGAAGUGAAGGAGGAGAGUGAAGAACUGAGUGAAGUGGAGGAGAAACAUGACAAACCUGGAGAAAAACCUUUGAGUCGCUCAAAGAAUAAAAAGACAUUUUUAAAAAAAAGAAGAGCCAAUAAAUCUUUCACUUGCACUAAGUGUGAAAAGAGUUUCACAACCAAACAAAGUCUUGAUGUUCACAUGAGAGUUCACACGGGAGAGAAGCCGUUCACAUGUGAUCAGUGUGGGAAGAGAUUCACAUACAAAGAAAGUCUUAAGAGUCACAUGAGAGUUCACACUGGAGAGAAGCCGUUCACAUGUGAUCUGUGCGGGAAGAGUUUAUCAACCAAACAAUGUCUUGAUGUUCACAUGAGAGUUCACACAGGAGAGAAGCUGUUCACAUGUGAUCAAUGUGGGAAGAGUUUAUCAACCAAACAAUGUCUUGAGCGUCACAUGAGCGUUCACACCGGAGAGAAGCCACACACAUGUGAUCAAUGUGGGAAGAGCUUCAGUGAAUCUACAAACCUUAAAGAACACAUGAUGAUCCACACUGGAGAGAGACCGUUCACAUGUGAUCAAUGUGGGAAGAGCUUCAUACGAAAAGUACAUCUAAAGGAUCACAUGGGAGUUCACACUGGAGAGAAGCCACACACAUGUGAUCAAUGUGGCAAAACAUUUGUUGGGUCAUCAAAGCUGAAGAAACACCUGACAGUUCAUACAAAGGAGAAGCCAUAUUCAUGUUAUUUAUGUGGAAAGAGUUUUUCAUGGCUGCAAAAUUUACAUAAACAUCAGAAAACACACAAUGGUGUGAGAGAGUACAUGUGCUUUGAGUGUGAGAAGAUGUUUAAUACAGCUGAACAUUUAAAACAGCACCAGAGAAUUCACACUGGAGAAAAACCUUACAAGUGUUCACACUGUGACAAGAGAUUCAGUCAGUUAGGAACACUGAAAAAACACAAGAUGAUCCACACUGGAGAAAAACCUUACAAGUGUUCACACUGUGACAAGAGAUUCAGUCGGUUAGGAACACUGAAAACACACGAGAUGAUCCACACUGGAGAAAAACCUUACAAGUGUUCACACUGUGACAAGAGAUUCAGUCAUUUAGGAAUACUGAAAACACACGAGAUGAUCCACACUGGAGAAAAACCUUACAAGUGUUUACACUGUGACAAGAGAUUCAGUCGGUUAGGACAUCUGAAAAGACAUGAGAUGAUUCACAGCAGAGAGAAUCCGCACACGUGUGAUCAGUGUGGAAAGAGUUUCUCUUUUAAAAGUCACCUGAAGAUACACAUGAAGAUCCAUGCAGUGCAGAAACCACAUCACCACAGUCUGAAAUGAAGUAGUUCAUCUUGAUGUGCUGAACAAGAAAAUCUCUUCUGUGUGUAGCCCUCUCACCAAUAAAUAUGGCUCAAAUGAAUUAUAUCUAGGGGAACUUGCAAAUUAAUAAUAACCUUGUGAGAGGCACAUUUCUAAAUUUACUCAAUUUACAUAAAAAAACCCAGAUCUUCAGAUAUCACUAUAAGUGUUAGUUUAGUGUUUUAUAAUUAGACAGUGGAAGUAGAGAAACAAACAAAAAACAUCAGGAUGUGAACUGAACAAUAAACAUGCAUUUAUUAAAACUGGAACUCUUUUG
This is a messenger RNA of Megalobrama amblycephala (Wuchang bream), 1622 nucleotides long. Its product is annotated as gastrula zinc finger protein XlCGF57.1-like. Bases 2 to 1327 code for a protein of 441 amino acids. The record is from RefSeq and is a predicted model, not a curated record. Gene Ontology annotation, cellular component: nucleus. The transcript has a single exon. Lineage: Eukaryota; Metazoa; Chordata; Actinopteri; Cypriniformes; Xenocyprididae.